AUUUCGCCUCCUGUUCUCCACCUGGCUGAGGGUUCCUUUUGUCACUGGCCUCUCGAGGGAGGGGGCUUGCUUGCCUCCUCUCCCUCCCUCCCCCCUUUCCUCUCCUCCCUCCUUUUAUUUCUCGAUCCCCGUCGCUCCGUUUUUCUUUCUUUCCUCCGUUCACACUUUUGGGGGGGGCUGCCCCCACUUUUUUUUUUUUGCGCGUAAGCGGGCGCACUAUUUGACUAGGCGAGGGACCGCCUCACUGUGGCGUAGGGAUAUUAGGCACACCGAUUGGGAGUUCAAAUGUCAGCAAGUUUUUUUUCUCCCUUUCCCCUCCUCCUCUUCUUCUCUCUCGGUCUCGCUCACUCUCUCUCACUCUCUCUCUGUCUCCCCCUCCCCCCCCGCCUUUUUGGGAAAAGGAGGGGAGGCGGUGGUGGGGCGGAUGUAUUCCUCCGCAGCAGCUUUCCGCCGCUUGUAAACGGAGCGCCUCCCGGCUCGGGAGUUUUGGAUGGCAUUUGGGCCGAGGCGAGCUCCAGAAGAGACAGCUUUGCGCUCGCGGGUGCAUGCAGUGCCGGGCGUCUCCCUGCUUCGGGGAGGGCCUGGCCGCCCCCUCCUCCACCCCGAGAAGGGCCCCGGAGGCGUCUUCCAGCCAGCAGGUGACCUCCCCGGCCGCCCCGCCGAUGGACGGCCGGCUCCUUCGGCCUCUAGGCUGCGCCCCUCUCGCCUUUGCCCUCGGCACCGUCCCGCUGCUCCGCGGCCCGGAUCUCAGCCGGGGCGGCCGCUAACCGCCGCUGCCUUCCCCCCCACGUAGCCCGCCUUCCGCCCCAUGGACGUAGCCGCGGGACCGGAGGCGCUGGAAAACUGCUUGAAUCGCGGCUCGGUCAAUUGCGCCAAGAUGCUGGACGGGAUUAAAAUGGAGGAUCGGCCGCUGCGCUCGGGGCCCGCGACUUUGGGAGUCCUGCUGGGGUCCGAUUGCCAACACCCGUCUGUUUGUGAGGGGUGCCAGCGUCCCAUCUCCGACCGUUUCCUGAUGCGUGUCAACGAAUCGUCGUGGCACGAAGAAUGCUUGCAAUGUGCCGUCUGCCAACAGGCGCUCACCACUAGUUGCUAUUUCCGAGACCGGAAGCUUUACUGCAAGCAAGACUACCAACAGUUGUUUGCUGCCAAAUGCAGUGGGUGCAUGGAAAAAAUCGCCCCCACGGAGUUUGUCAUGCGGGCGCUGGAGUGCGUUUACCACCUGGGCUGCUUCUGCUGCUGCGUCUGCGAGCGGCAGCUGAGGAAAGGGGACGAGUUCGUCUUGAAGGAAGGCCAGCUCCUUUGCAAAAGCGACUACGAGAAGGAGAAAGACCUGCUCAGCUCCGUCAGUCCAGAUGACUCCGAUUCAGUGAAAAGCGAAGAUGAGGACGGGGACAUCAAGCCGGCUAAAGGGCAGAUAACCCCCGGGAAAGGGGGCGAUGACGGAAAAGACCCACGAAGACCUAAAAGGCCACGGACGAUCCUCACAACACAGCAGAGAAGGGCGUUCAAAGCCUCCUUUGAAGUAUCUUCCAAGCCUUGUAGGAAGGUAAGGGAGACUCUGGCGGCUGAAACCGGGCUCAGCGUCCGAGUAGUCCAAGUCUGGUUUCAGAAUCAAAGAGCAAAGAUGAAAAAAUUGGCGCGACGGCAUCAGCAGCAGCAGGAGCAGCAAAACUCCCAGCGGCUCGGCCAAGAAGUAAUGUCCAACCGGAUGGAAGGGAUAAUGACGUCUUACACACCCCUUGCACCACCGCAACAACAGAUUGUAGCAAUGGACCAGAGCACCUACGCCACUGAUCCUUUCCAGCAAGGUCUCACCCCACCACAAAUGCCAGGUGACCACAUGAAUCCUUAUGGAAACGAUUCCAUUUUCCACGACAUCGACAGCGACACCUCUUUGACGAGCUUGAGUGACUGUUUCUUGGCUUCCUCAGAAGUAAACUCCAUGCAAGCCAGGAUAGGAAACCCCAUCGAUAGGCUGUAUUCUAUGCAGAGUUCCUACUUCGCCUCAUGAAAAGCAACCGGCGGGGGGGAACCGGCCCAGCUCUUCUUCGGAACUUCUCUCCUGAACCGAUGUCGCGAGGAGGGACUCCUUCCCGGUUUUUCCAGCUGGAGAAACAAACAAACAAACACAAAAAAACCUCAUACAGCCAUAUGUUGUUUUUUUUCCCCUCCACCCUGAUAUACGGUCACCUGGGAUGACAGGAGCAUUGAAUUAAGGAGGCCUCUGGGCCCCCCCACAAGAAACAGACAGGCAAGGAAUCCUCAGCCAGAAUGACGAAAGGACCACGAGUCGCUCUCAAAAAAAAGAGAAAGAAAUCGAGGUCACCAAGGUGGGACCGAGGAACACCGAUGCUCCCCGUGGUUAGUUUCUUCUCGAACCCCGUCGUGGCGGAGGCAAACACGGGCACCCACCUUGCAUUUCUUUGGGGAUCUCUUUCGACAGCGCGAGUGGUUUCUCCAGCCUCUCCCCCACCUUCCCCUCCCUCCCCAUGCAAAGUUGGUCCAAGCUGAAGAAAGAAAUUGGAGGGGACUGUCCCAGUUUUGUUCUGCAUGUUUCAUCUCCCGCCACAGACUGAAAGGGGACGUUCCUGUUUCCUCUCGGCUUUUCUUUUCCUUUCUUUUCCUCUCCAUCAAAUCAAACGGGGGAAACGACACACACACCCUCCCCCACAAAAAAACAACGGUCGUCUCUGGGGCCAUUAAGUUAUAGUCACUGCACUGCCUGGAAAUGGGGAGGAGGGAGUGGGAAUGGAGAAUGGGAUGGUGGGGGGGAGAACCCAGAAAAUAAUAAGAGGGAUGCGAGGAGAAAUCGGGCCACGUCGUCAUAACCAUGACGUUUCUUGGAAGAGGAAGAGUGAAAAGAUGCUGGACAGGGGAGGCAAACUUAGAUGAGCUGUGAUUACACCUUUACCUGAAAAAGCAAUUUUAUAAAAGAUAGGGCCAGAAAUAUUCUGGAACACCUGAUUUUAUUUUAGGUGUGUUAAAACUUUUUUUUUUUAAAUAAUGGUGAAGGAAUUCAGUGCCAAAUUUCACGUCUCCACCUAACCCCUAGCUCUCUUAGCUCUUUGAUUGGCAGUCAUCUGUUGGUGAUUCCCAUUUGUUUAUACCGAUCUGACAGCCAUACCCCAGAGUUCCUUUGCUUCGGGACACGUUAAUUAGAGCUGGUUUUGGUUUGGAUCUUUUAACCCCCUCAAUGGGGGUUAAAAGAAACCCCCCUUUCCUCCCCCACCCACCACUUACCCAUCAUGUAAUUUCAAAAGGCAAGCAGUGAAUGGCAUUCUGUAUAGCUUUACUCAUGGUGAGCACUUAUUCCGUUAUUCCCCAGGCCUGGGAACCAAUUGCUAGUAGAAAUUAAACCUUGGCAGAUGCAAAGCUGUAAAACACGUUUUAUGAUUGCUUACCACCGAGAGUGCCACGGAAAUUCCACCUUCGGUGACUAGUUAGAUCGGAGAGUAAAGCUAACACGGGGCCAUCGUGAAGUAUGCUGAGGUCUUGCUUCAAAAAGAAGCUGUGGGUUUGAUUUUAUUUAAAUUAGGUUUAAAGAAAAAACAACGACAAGUUAGUGAAUUGAAUAUCAUGACUGCCCACGUAUUUUGCAUUUCACGACUUCUGCCAUGUUUAAAUCGCAGUGGGUGACUUGAGUAGAAGGCCUGCAUCUUCCAGACCAUUCUUGGUCCACCAGUUUUCCAUUGCUGCCUUGUCCUUUCUUCCCGAAACUGAGUUCCAGAUGUUUUGGUCUACAAAUCCUAUCGAUCUUAGGUAGUUUAGCCCAAGCUCCCGCCAGGUGUGAUGGCCCUCAAAUUUCACGGUUGAUUUUUCAUUAUCCAUUUUUUUGGGGAACCAUAAACUGGAGACAACACUUGACCUCAUGUCCUGCUUAUGGACUUCUAGAAGUAUCUGCUCGGGCUACCCUGGGAAUGUAUUGGGGGAAAGACUAGAUGGCCCGCCAAGUUCUGCAGAACUUCAAUAGAAUGUUCUCUAUGUUCGUAAAACGAGUUGGCAAAGUAGGGGUUGUCUUCAACAAUGCACACGCCUCUUGUGUUGAUCAGCCUUUGUCAAUUUGGAGGCUGUCAAGAUUCCUAGGAUCCUCCAACCACUGUUGACUGUUGUAUUCCAGAAACCUUAAUGGUAUCCGGAUCUGAGAAAGGCUGAAAUUAGGGGAAAACUGAGUUUCGUUGCUGAAAAUUUUUGGGAAUCAAGAUCCCGAAAUCAAGGUUUGGGGGAAAUUAACUUGGAGACUUAUUUUGAGUAUUUGCUGGCAAGUCCAGUAGAGUAGAUCAUGAUCCUCUUACUGCCUGUCUCUUCUUUUAGGGUUAUGUUAGAUUGAUGAUAGCCACACGUUUUUGAAAGCAGAAGAAUUCCAGGAGUAAGAUUUACAGGUAGUUCUUGACUUACAACCCUUUGUUUAAUGACUGUUCAAAGUUGUAACGGUGCUGGGGAAAGUCACUUACAACUUGUGACUUGCACUUACGACCAUCCCCAGGAUCCUGACAGUCACCUGAGCAAAAUUUGGGCGCUGGCAACUGGCAUGUACUUAUGACUGUUGCAAUGUCCUGGACUUCCGCGAUUGUCAUUUGUGACUUUCCUAGGCAGCUUCCAAAAAGAAAAGUCAGUGCGGGAAGCCAGAUUGGCUGAGCAAUCACUGCAAUUUGCUUACCUGUUUUGCCAUGACAAAACAGAUGGUAAAAUUGGGCAUCACUUAUCAACCGCCUCACUUAACAAUGGAAGUUCCUGUCCCAAUUUUGGUCAGAAGUUGAAGACUAUCUGAGUUAACUUCCUUUAGGUCUUUUCAAUAUUUAUUCCUCUAUAAUUUGAGGGCCGAGCACAAAACAACUUUAAGUGGAAGAACCAGUUGUCCCUACUGGAUUCCAACUCCUGUUAGAUCUGAUAAGGUCCUUAUUAUCACCUGCCAGAUUCAAUGAUCCAUGAUAAGGCUAUCACCCCACAAGCAUCUCUCCUUAUAAGCAUCUAUAAGUUAGUCUUUCCCCCCACAAUCGUAUUAAUCAGAGGUGGGUUUCAGCAGGUUCUGACCUGUUUUGGAGAACCGGUAGCAGAAAUUUUGAGUAGUUCGGAGAACUGGUAGUAAAAAUUCUGGCUGGCCCCGCCCCCAUCUAUUCUCUGCCUCCCAAGUCCCAGCUGAUUGGGAGGAAAUGGGGAUUUAAAAUUAUCCUUCCCCUGCCACGCCCACCAAGCCAUGCCACGCCCACUAAGCCACACCCACAGGACCGGUAGUAAAAAAAUUAGAAACCCACCACUGGUAUUAAUGCACUCCAGAUGCUAACAAUGUGUGAAAAUGUAUAUCUUUUCCAGUGUCUUGAAAUUGCUGCCUUCAUCAACUGCCUUCUUAAAUGACUUCAGGUAAGAAGAGAUGGGCGGUGAUUGUUGUUUUAAAAAAUAAAAUAAAACCCCAAAGCACAACCCUCUUUGACAAAAAAAAUAAAAAUAUCACCAUCGUUCCGAAACCAUAUCCCCUGACAGUUGAAGGGUUGCACAAUUGUCCUCGUGUGAACGCCCUUGUUUGUCCACCUACCCAAGAGUAUCUUCUGAAUCUAAAAGUAGACUCCCCGGGGGGUUUAUCAAGUGGAGCUGGCAACCAAUGUCCACAGGCCACCAAAGGAAGACAUUGUCCAGAACGGGGAUCUCCAACCUUGGCAACUUUAAGGAACUCUGGGUGUUGAAGUCCACAAGUCUUAAAGUUGCCAUGGUUGGAGAGCUCUGGUCCAGGGCGACAGAUGUGCAGCUUCCCAAAGGAACUGCAGUAGGAGACCUCUUUUAAUAAUUAAUCAUUAUUAAUUAUUCAACCACAUCCAGUAGGAUCCAGGAUCUUCUGGUCCUCCACGACUAUGACAAUGUGGAGAACUUAGGAAAGACGUUCAGGUUGUGAUGACACGGUAAUCCUUCCCGUCCAACCCCGCUAAAAACUGCCACGGCCAACUUCAACCAUGGCCAACUCUCCAUGGCCAACUUGGCAUGGCCAACUCACUGCAGGACAAGAGUUACCCUACUAUGAAAAAAAUGGUGGAAUGGAAUCAUUCAAGAAAGGGUGAAAAAGGCAGGGACGAAAUGAAAUACGAAUGACAAGCAUGGAAAUAUUUUUUUUUAAAAAAAUAUUUUAAAUAAUUAAAUUGAACUGUUAGAUUGUCCUGCCGCGAGUUGGCCACGGCAAGUUGUCCCCUUCUGCCGAGAGUAACAGCAGAUUCAAAGGCCAAGUUGACCCUAGCAAAGCUAUUUAAACUUGCUUUUCCUUUCCCCUGGUACUCUGGCUGAGAUAAAUGUCACUCUUAUUUGUGACAUGGAUGAUUGCUCUCAGGAAUCUACUGGUUGUAUGGUUUUAACCUGGGACUUCAGGGUCAAAGGGUUGAAAACAGGCUCUUGACCUCCUCUUGACUUGAGGCUUAUUUUCGAAUUCUCAGGAGAGAUGCCAUUGGAUAAGUCAAGCAGACAAGAGAGCAAAACAGGUAGGAAUGUCCGAUGUCUUAGAUGGAUAAAAACCUCCUUGGAUAAGUCUGGGUUGAAUGAUAACCCAUGUGAGAUGUCAGAUGGCCUUUGCAAGCAGAUUAUUUGUGCCAUGGACUGCGUGUCUUUGCCACUAAACACGUGUGCACAGAAACACACCCUUCCAGUCUUUUAAUCACGUUAUGUCCAGUAAGCAAAAAAAAACCCACGAGCCGAAAUGGUAAUGAGACACAUUUACAAUAAUAUAGAAAAGUAUGAUUGAUUAGGCUACCAUAUCUAUAGUUGAGUUAAUAAAGGGAGGUGGAAACUAGGGAUCGUCCUUAGAAAUUCUUCUAAAAUGAACGCAUGUCACCUAUUUCGGAGGGGGAGGUUAAGAGAAUGAGGAGUUUCGCUAUUUCCAAACGCACAGUUAACCUGUUCAGUAAUGCCAUUGAUGUAAAGUUGCGCCACUUGGAUAUUCUCACUGGCUGUCGCAAAGUCCAUGGGGAAGCCAAAUUCCCUUCACAACAAAAGACGUAAAACAGGACAAAACACAACACAUUUCUCACUUAGCAACGUAACUUCUGGGCUCAAUUGUGGACUUCCUGUACACCUCACACCUCUACCUACUUAGGAGGUUGCUAGUCCUCAUAAUUUUUACUAGAAAUCCCAGAAGGCUGCAUUCAACAAAUCUUUAACAAACAAACAAACAAAAAAUUGCCAAAAUCUUAGCCAUCUUUUAAAAAGAUGGAUAAGCCAUUUUCUCCCACUUGGAGACCGGUGCUAUUCUGCAUCCCACCAAAUUUCAGUUGAACGAAAAAUAACUACUGCCAAGAAGUUAUUUAGAUAUUGCCUACGUUGAUAAAACAUUACAACAAUGGACGAGUAAUUGGCCGGCAUUUGCAAAAUGAUCUCAACGGUGUGUGCGACCCCUUCAAUAAAUCCUUACGUUUUGACCCACUCUGAUCAAAAUGAUUUUCUCUUUUUUUGUAUCUGAUUUGCUCAGCCUCUCCUUGAACAGGUAGUCCUUGACGUACAACAAUUCAUUUAAUGACCGUUCAGAGUUAACGACACUGGGGGGGGGAAAAAGGUGACUUAGGUGACAUAUUUCACAGUUACGACCUUUGACCCGUGAUCACGUGAACAAAAUUCAGAUGCUUGGCAACUGGCUUGUACUUAUGACGGUUGCGGUGUCCCCGGGGGGGUGCGUGUGUCACGUGAUCCCCUUUUGUGACCUUCCGACAAGCAAAAUCGAUGGGGGAAGACCAAUGUCUCACUUAACAAUGGAACUUUUGGGGCUCAAUUGCGGUCGUAACUCAAGGGCUACCUGUAUUCCUUACCUCGGCGACACAGGACACGUGGUUGAGACACUGCACAGAAGUCACCUUGAUUUUUUGGUGUGUUUAGGGGUGGGUUUUUUUGGUGUGUGUUUGAUCGCCUACACAAAUGUGUUUUUUGACUUCACCCAACAAGCAGUUAUACACUACUGGAGCACUCCCUUUAAAACGUCCCUUGGGGUCCUUUUGAUGUCCGCUCUAAUGGAUUUGAUGGAUUUCUACUGAACCCCUUUUUCUUGGUGACGUUCUUGAGCGAUUGUUCUCUUCUGCUGUAGUCUUCUAACUGGGUGAAUUUGUCUCUUGAGCGUUCGAGGGAGGGGAAAUCGCACCAGAAAUUCUAGAAUAAGCUUUAUUCAACCAGAAGUAGCUACCCAGGGAGACCAGAUUGGGGGGGGCGACCUCUAAGGUGGCCGGGGGUGCGGGGAAAGAUUUGGUUCCUGAGGGCAUCACCCAGCUUUGACUUGUAGCUACAAGGCACCAGGGAGUUUUGACAAAAUGCUCAAGUUUGUUGAUUCCCGUUCACUUCCUUGACUCUUCCACCAGCUUGCCAGCAGGAAAGGUCACCUCCAGGUUUUCAAUUUCGGGUGUGUCCCCCCCCACUCCCCAAAUUUUAAGCUGCAAAAUUGGGGGGGCGGGGCAGAAAUCAAACCAUUUGCUGAACUGCCCCGUUGGGUUUCUCUCUGAGCGGUUCACUUCAACGAGAUGCCUUAUUGGGUAUUCUUAAUUCCCUUCUUUAUUUUUAUUUUAUUUUUCCUCCUCAAGUCACUUUUCUCUUCCUUCCCUUCUCCUCCCCCCCCCCCCAUUUCUGUUCCACACCACCUCCGGCUGUAUCCUCUGUAUAUUUAUAUAUUCUGUAUUUAUGUUAGCAAAAUGUAGUAUUUUGUAGCUGUUCCGGUUUGUUUAACUUGUAAAAAAAAAAAAAAAAAUACCGAUGAUAAAGAUAAUCCUUAAUAGCUCAUUCUGACGCUCCCUGGCCUUUUUCGAUUUGUUGGGUUUUUGCCAUCGGCCCCUUGGUUCUGCCUUUUUAAUUUAAUGACUUGCCAUUUCUUAAAUUAUUUAUUAGUUGUGUUGUGGGGGGGGGGUUGUUCUUUUCAUGUCCACGUGGCCACGGCUGACGGUUGGAUCCGUUUUGAUUUCUUCUCUCCCUGCCAUCCACGGACGGCUCAAGCAAUGUGAUUCUCAAACUUCACAUAUCUGUUUUUUUCUUACGUGGGAGUGUGUAAGGGCACGCGCACGGGACUGAAUGAAUGGAAGGUUAUACUUCAGUAUAUUUGUAAAUAAAAGCAACCUGUAAAUGAAA
Ahaetulla prasina is the source of this 9072-nucleotide messenger RNA. RefSeq names its product LIM homeobox transcription factor 1 beta (gene LMX1B). Gene Ontology annotation, biological process: regulation of transcription by RNA polymerase II; neuron differentiation. The record is from RefSeq and is a predicted model, not a curated record. Gene Ontology annotation, molecular function: DNA-binding transcription factor activity, RNA polymerase II-specific; RNA polymerase II transcription regulatory region sequence-specific DNA binding. The transcript is spliced from 8 exons. NCBI's taxonomy places the organism in Eukaryota, Metazoa, Chordata, Lepidosauria, Squamata, Colubridae. Gene Ontology annotation, cellular component: nucleus. The coding region runs from base 809 to 2011 and encodes 400 amino acids.